Messenger RNA from Prorocentrum cordatum, 943 nucleotides. NCBI's taxonomy places the organism in Eukaryota, Dinophyceae, Prorocentrales, Prorocentraceae. The record is from the annotation of a GenBank genome assembly.
AGCGCCGCGGCGCCCCGCCUGGGCGGGGCCGCCCUGGGGCGCUCCCCGGCGGGCGCUCCCCUGGAGGCGCGCCAGCCGGCGCUGCGAUGGGGCGCGCCGCCCGGCGUCCGGGUGCCCGGGCGCCGGGCGCCAGGGGGCGCCGCUUGCUGCUGGCGGCGCUGGCGGCGCCGGGCGCGGGCGACGAGUUUCACGUGGUCUACGAGGACGACCUCAUGCGGCUGCCGCCCGGCGCCACCGGCUCCGACCUGUUUGGGAGCGCCCAUUUCCGCCUGCACGUGCGCAGGCAGAUGGCCGGGGCCCUGGCGCUGGUGGAGGGGAUGCCGUCGCCCUGGUACGCGGUGGCGGACGACCUGAACGUCACCAGCUGCGAGGUGAUGGAGGACACGAACGCAGCGGCCACGCGGGUGGACAACGGCGUGGUGGGCGGCAGGAGAAGAGGGUGCAGCUCAACGCGACGCUCACCGUCCUCGAGGAUUCCGUCGUCGCCCGGCUGCAGGGCGGCCUCCUGUUGCCGCUCGCCGGCGCGGCGCCGUGGCGCCGCCUCGUCGUCACCGCGGCGGACCCGUGGACGUCGACCGUGACCGAGACGUCGACCGUGACGUCCGUCUCGACCACAUGGGUGUCGACGACGACGACGUACUUGCCUUACUGGCUGCGGUGAGGGUGGCUGCGCCAACGGCGCUUCGCCGUCGGGGCCUCUGUAGUUCCUCCUUCCGCUGCUCGUUCUUCAUCCCCUCCCUCCUCAUCCCCAUCCGUCUCUUUCCUCCCGAGUUCCCGCUUCCCCUUCCCGAUCUGAUGUGUCACCGCCUCUUCAUCGAGGUGCGCGUUGUUGGCGACAACGCACUGUCGUCGGCCGCUCCGUCUGUGGUGGCCUGGCGCCUAGUCCGAGCUAGGCCGCGGGCGCACUGCGAGCUGAAGUCUGCUGAGAAAAGUCCUCCGGUGC